Molecule: messenger RNA, 3618 nt
Organism: Capra hircus (goat)
Lineage: Eukaryota; Metazoa; Chordata; Mammalia; Artiodactyla; Bovidae
Gene: KCNK3
Product: potassium two pore domain channel subfamily K member 3
Exons: 2
Coding region: 22-1221 (399 amino acids)
Biological process (GO): potassium ion transmembrane transport; stabilization of membrane potential
Cellular component (GO): membrane
Molecular function (GO): potassium ion leak channel activity; open rectifier potassium channel activity
Source: RefSeq, a predicted model, not a curated record
GGCGGCGGCCCGGGCGGGACGAUGAAGCGGCAGAACGUGCGCACGCUGGCGCUCAUCGUGUGCACCUUCACCUACCUGCUGGUGGGCGCCGCGGUCUUCGACGCGCUCGAGUCGGAGCCGGAGAUGAUCGAGCGGCAGCGGCUGGAGCUGCGGCAGCAGGAGCUGCGAGCGCGCUACAACCUCAGCCAGGGCGGCUACGAGGAGCUCGAGCGCGUCGUGCUGCGCCUCAAGCCGCACAAGGCCGGCGUGCAGUGGCGCUUCGCCGGCUCCUUCUACUUCGCCAUCACCGUCAUCACCACCAUCGGCUACGGCCACGCGGCACCCAGCACCGAUGGCGGCAAGGUGUUCUGCAUGUUCUACGCGCUGCUGGGCAUCCCGCUCACGCUGGUCAUGUUCCAGAGCCUGGGCGAGCGCAUCAACACCUUCGUGAAGUACCUGCUGCACCGAGCCAAGAGGGGGCUGGGCAUGCGGCGCGCCGACGUGUCCAUGGCCAACAUGGUGCUCAUUGGCUUCUUCUCGUGCAUCAGCACGCUGUGCAUCGGCGCCGCCGCCUUCUCCUACUACGAGCACUGGACCUUCUUCCAGGCCUACUACUACUGCUUCAUCACGCUCACCACCAUUGGCUUCGGCGACUACGUGGCGUUGCAGAAGGACCAGGCGCUGCAGACGCAGCCUCAGUACGUGGCCUUCAGCUUCGUCUACAUCCUCACGGGCCUCACGGUCAUCGGCGCCUUCCUCAACCUCGUGGUGCUGCGCUUCAUGACCAUGAACGCCGAGGACGAGAAGCGCGACGCCGAGCACCGCGCGCUGCUCACGCGCAACGGGCAGGCGGGCGGCGGGGGCGGCGCGGGCGGCGGGGGCGGCAGCGCGCACACCACCGACACCGCCUCAUCCACUGCGGCGGGCGGCGGCGGCGGCGGCUUCCGGAAUGUCUACGCCGAAGUGCUGCACUUCCAGUCCAUGUGCUCGUGCCUCUGGUACAAGAGCCGCGAGAAGCUGCAGUACUCCAUCCCCAUGAUCAUCCCGCGGGACCUCUCCACGUCCGACACGUGCGUCGAGCAGAGCCACUCAUCGCCGGGAGGGGGCGGCCGCUACAGCGACACGCCCUCGCACCGCUGUCUGUGCAGCGGGGCGCAGCGCUCCGCCAUCAGCUCCGUGUCCACCGGCCUACACAGCCUGUCCACUUUCCGCAGCCUCAUGAAGCGCAGGAGCUCCGUGUGAACGCCCCCCUCUGGGGCCUGGAGCACCUAAGAGCACGGGCGGGGUGGGGCGGGGUGAGGGGGAAAGGGGCUUCUGCCCCAGGAGCAGCAGGGGUCUGCGAAGGGACCGUCCCAGCCGCCUUCGGCCCCGUGGGGGCGCCCCUACACCCCUCACCACCCUCCCCCUGCCCCCCAUCUCCGACUGUGCCUGCUCGCACCAGCCGGCAGGAGCUGGGGCUCUGAGGAACCCCGGAGUCCCCAUCUGCGCCCUGCAAAUUCCGAGAAAUGUGAAACUUGUGGGGAGGGGAGUCGGGGAGGGAAGGCAGAAGCUGGGAGCCUCCCAUCCCUUUGGAAAAAUUAGGAGCUCGCCAGUUCGCAGAGGCCCCUGCUGGUAUCCAGAGCCCCCCAGCCCCUCCCCCUCCUCCUUCCGGAGGGAAAUUAGUGUUCCGUGUAAGUGUGCAUCUCUAUUUAUACCUCUGUCCUUCCAGGUCUCCUGCCUUCCCUUGGCUCCAGAAGUCAGGUGUCUUUGUCGAGGUCACCCCCACUCAGUCCCACUCCCCUUGCUCAUCCCCAGCUGUGUCUCCCAGUCUCCCACGCCCUUUGGUGUUGUUUUGCAUGGCUUUGCAGUUUUGGAGGAAAUGGAAACCCAGCAGUCCCUAAAGCUAGUCCCCAGAGGGCAGGCAGAUGGAAGCAGGGGCAGGCAGGCUGCAGGAGGGGUGGAGAAGGGAAGGGGCAGGUAGGGGCCCAACAGUCUGCUGGAUGGGCCCCCUGUAGAUGAGAGCUAACUGGCCUGCAGGCAGACCCAGCCUUCCAGAUCAGACACCACCCUUGGAAUCAAACAGAAAACUUCCUCCUUGUGGUCACUGGCUGCUGCUACUAAUCACUGACUCUUAGAUCUGAGGAGCAAGUUGGAAAACCCUGUCCUCUCUACUGAUUGGUUUGAUUCUCAACCUCCCCCCACCCCGCCCCGCCCCCAGUUAGGUCACCAGGGCAGGAGUUCUCACCCCGAUUUUACAGAUGGCACUGAAACCCAGACGUGUGACGCGACUUGCCCAAGAUGACACGGGUAACAAAAGGCAAAGGGGAGCAAGAACACAGGCUGUUUGUCCCCAGUGCUCUUGCCUUCUGACUCCUCUGCCUGCUCUUUGCAAGCAAAGUUCCUGGCCUGCACACCCUGGCAUUGGGUGGGCAGCUGGCCCUUAGACCAGGACCAGAGCUCAGGACUGAGCCUGUGCUGGGCUCAGCCGAUCCUCUACUUGGCCACGAUGCAGGGCUCUGAGUGGGCUGCUGACACAGGGCAGGAUGCUCACCCCCACCCCCAUCCCCUGCGCAGUCUCUGAACUUCCCCCUCACAAACAGGGGAAUCCUUAGGGCCAGGUAAACAAAGCUGAGACUCACAAACGAAAGGCCAGGAGCUGGGCUCUAGGAGUCUGGGAAUCCGGCAGAGUGGCCUAGAGAGCCACAGGCCUGUCCUCCUGGGACGUGAUCUCUGGCCCCACAGACAGCGAUGGUACCUGUGUCCCAAGGAGCUAGAGAGAAACCAUGGCUGCAGCAAGGAACGGCCCCCCCUGUUGCACCCACUGCCUGCCCCACCUGCGACCUGGAAGCUCAGGUGGAGGGCAGCAGAUGGAGGUGAGAUCCUAGGCUCUUCACCGUUGGCACCCAGAGCAGGAACUGGGACCGUGACUCAGGACACCAUCGAGGGGUGGGUGAGGGGCCUCUCCCCCUCCAGACUACUCCCUCUUACUGCUCCUGUGUCAGCUCCUUAACACUGCUGAACAGGGCCGACCCUGGCAUUCAGGGAAGCUGGAGUGGGGGCCCCCAAGGUGAUCAGCCCCAGCCCUACCCCGACCACAUGCUCAGCCUCUGGGCGUCUCCAGGAGGGAGGAAGUCUGUGUGUGAGUCCUGUCCCAGUGGGGAGGACCUGGCUGCCCAGGUGCCAUAGAGAGCGGGGCCCAGGACCUGGGUUUGCCCUCUGUGUCUUCGUUGAGGGGUGCGGCGGUGCUGGCUGCUUCUGUCCUGUGUGUGACCCUGCCCUCGAGGGGUCCCGUCCCGUCAAUCCCGAGGGAGCCACAACCAAAGUUGCAGGGAGAUGGUGGGGAAGGAGGCCGAAUGGCGCUCACAGAGUGGGCUGCUCUGUCUCCAGCCGGUCUUUCCUAGUGAACUGGAAGGCCAACAUUGCUUCCCUCACCCCUCCCACUGCAGGCAGCCUCUCUGCUUCCCCAAUGCCUUAUGCCUGGGCACACUGCCACAGAAUAUGCAAUACGUGUGGGUGACAUGCCCCUGCACCCACACCCUCACCCCGGGCAGCCCCUGGACCCCAAAGGCCGCAGCUGCCACGGCCUGCCCUCAGCCCCUCCUGUGUAUCUGUCUUCACACCCAGAAUGGCGCCUAAUAAAUACUGUCCAUGGAGACCAGG